AUGAAGACUAAGGAUGCGGAUUUUGUGGGUGAUACGCGAUGGGGUGAAGCUCCACCAGCCAAAGAGCAGGCAGCUGCUAUACCAGCCAAGAAGAAGACACCAGUGCAAGAGAAGAAGGUUUUGAGUUCGGCGGCGACGGCGCUGCAGACGGCGAUCGCACCGGUCGACCAACCGCAGUCACCAACAGCUAAGCAGUCGCAGUUGACACCAAAAGAACCCCAGCAGCCAACGACCGAGACUCGGCCAUCGACACCCUCUGGGCAGCCCGGAGCAGCCUUGGGGGGACCAGCCGGUCGGGCCCCUAAGCGGACUUCUCCAAAGUCAACAACACUUCCGUCUGCGCCUGUGCAAAAGGCGCGCUCCGACCGGCCGCCGCGGUACUCUCCGGAUCUACUAGGGUCUUCGCCUUCGCCUCCGUCUACGCCUGCGUCUCCCGCGGGUUCCGGCCUUGAUGAGAGCGUCACGCGACAGUCACACCAGCGGCGGAAAUCGCCAGAUUUGCCAGUAUUGGCGCCUGCGCCUUCCCCGACUUCCGGUUUUGGGAAGUAUUCAGUGCCAGAUCUCUUUCAAGAUGAAGAUCCCUCCUUUGACCUUCCAGCAUCAGGAACGUCCUCGCCUGCAUCUUCCUCGUUUCCCCCGUCUUCCGGCAGUGUUGAGACCCCUACACGAAAGCCAGCAGGCGAUCAGACCGGGAAGCCACCACCAUCAAAGAUGCCUAAGCUCACGCUCAAGGGUCCUAAAUCUAAGGAUAAGACCGAGCACCCUUCUCUCCCCUUACCCGCCACCUUUGAUAGUCCUCUCCGCGAUUUCUACUCACGGUUGGUUACCAUGAAAGUCAUUCUGGAAUAG
Messenger RNA from Letharia lupina, 849 nucleotides. RefSeq lists its product as uncharacterized. The transcript is spliced from 2 exons. NCBI's taxonomy places the organism in Eukaryota, Fungi, Ascomycota, Lecanoromycetes, Lecanorales, Parmeliaceae. The record is from RefSeq and is a predicted model, not a curated record. Bases 1 to 849 code for a protein of 282 amino acids.